Fusarium odoratissimum NRRL 54006 is the source of this 2216-nucleotide messenger RNA. RefSeq lists its product as uncharacterized. The coding region runs from base 574 to 2097 and encodes 507 amino acids. Gene Ontology annotation, biological process: amino acid transmembrane transport. Lineage: Eukaryota; Fungi; Ascomycota; Sordariomycetes; Hypocreales; Nectriaceae. The record is from RefSeq and is a predicted model, not a curated record. Gene Ontology annotation, molecular function: amino acid transmembrane transporter activity. Gene Ontology annotation, cellular component: vacuolar membrane. The transcript has 3 exons.
GGAAUUAAUACGAUCUGCGGUGAUUUUUUAGUCUCCGAUGUUACCUACCGCCACUUCGUCAUGCUGGAAGAAGGCCUGCCUGAGUUGAAGCUUGUUUGUCUAAAAGCUGAAGACGAUGACGGAUAGGCAGAAGGCAUCUGCUUCAGCAGAGACGAUGGAGUUCUAUCAAUCGCUAUGCCACACCGGUUGAGCACAUUGUUAUCGAGCAUGGCUGGGGACGCCGUGUCCGAGGUGAGGGCAUCUCCGCAGCCCCAAGACCAAUCAGCAUAAAUGCCGUUUGACUGGUGGUAUCGUUGAUCGCCAAGGACAUUCCCUAUUGCGAUGUACCCGACGCCUCAUCAUGCACCGUCGGGGAGUUCGCUCACUGCAGAUCGGCCUUACUUGUGUUAGCGUCCAAGGUCUGGUACUACCGUUGCUGCCUCUCUUCCAUGGACGGGUACUUUACUCCAGCCGUUUCUUUACUUUGAGUGUUAUUCUCGCCAUGAUCUUCUCUCUCAUCCUGCUCCUCCACUGUAUCAUCAUCCAAUUUCCUGCUUGCAUUGAGUAUCACGGUUAGCGAUAGCGUGCAUCAUCAUGGACAAGACAUCUACGCUAGAAGACUCAGAGCUUCAGACCUCCCGCACGCCAAGCAGACGGCCUUGGCUCGCAUCAGCCUUUGGAGGCCCCAACGUCACAAUUGGCCCGCGAAUCGAACCCCUCGCCGAGCACUUGGCACAUGUAUCCGAAAGCGACAGCACCGCAGCUGAAGAUCUCGUCGACAAGCAAGUCGCUUCCGAAGCGGGAAAUGCUAUUCAGUACAGGACAUGUUCUUGGCAAAAGACUGCAGGGCUGCUCUUUAGCGAGUACAUUGUGCUCUCUAUUAUGAGCUUCCCUUGGUCAUAUAGUCUUCUGGGUCUUGUGCCUGGAUUGAUCUUGACGGCUGUCAUUGCUGGGCUUGUUCUGUAUACGAGUCUUGUGCUGUGGGAGUUCUGUUUGCGACAUCCUGAGGUUAGAGAUGUGUGCGACAUUGGGCAGAUGAUCUGGUGGAAUAAGAGAUGGGCGUGGUGGUGGACAGCAGUGAUGUUUGUCCUGAACAAUACCUUCAUUCAAGCUCUGCAUGUAUUGGUCGGUGCAAUCUACCUCAACACAAUGACCGAGGCCGAUUCCAUCGCGGGAUGCAGAACCGUUGCAUUCGCUGCAGUAGUCACGGUGAUCAGCUGGAUCGGGUCCCUUCCUCGCACCUUUAGCAUGCUGUCAAAGCUUGGCUUUGCCUCGACGUUUUUUACAUUCAUCUCGGUCAUCUUGGCAACGGCUUUUGCAGGCGCCCAGGGUAAGCCCGCUGGUUAUCCUGAGAUGGGCGAACCGAUAAUCUCAAUCUGGACACCAAAGACCACGACACUUGUUACUGGUAUGUCGGCUUUCAUGAACAUGAGUUAUACGUUCAUCGGCCAGACUACAAUUCCCAGCUUCAUCGCUGAGAUGCGUGAUCCGAGAGAUUUCCCCAAGGCAUUGUGGGCUUGCACCAUGGCUGAGAUUGUCACAUUCAGCGUUGUCGGGUCUGUCAUUUACGUUUACACGGGCAACCAGUACAUGGUCACACCAGCAUUCGGUGUCCUCACUGAUACCUACAAGAAGGUCUCAUAUUCUUUCAUGGUUCCGACCAUCAUUUUCGUCGGGUGCCUUUAUGCAAGUGUCACAGGUCGAUUUGUCUUCUUCAGAAUGUUUAAGGACUCCGAGCAUCUUACCUCGCACACAUUCAAGGGCUGGUUCUGGUGGGGAUUGGUGCUGUUGAUCAGCUGGGCCGCCUCAUUCUUUAUCGCUGAGAUCAUUCCAUUUUUCUCUUCGUUGCUAUCAGUCAUGUCGUCGCUGUUUAAUUGCUGGUUCGGCUUCAUCUUUUGGGCGCUGGCCUACUUCCGCAUGCGCAAUGCAGAUCGUAAGGUCGGAAGAAAGCGAAAUCCCAUUCUGGAUAUUCUUUCAGUAGCAUUAAACGUUGUAAUCAUGUUGACUGGUGCUCUUUACCUCACGCUGGGAACAUACGUCAGUGUGCAGGGUAUCAUAGAUCAAUUCCGUGCAGGACAAGUGAGCAGUGUCUUUUCAUGCAAGAGUAACGGGCUUUGAGGACAAUGGGGGUAUUAAUCUGGCGCUUGGAUUUAGUUUAGCACUUAUAGAUAAUAGAUGGGCAUAUGAUGUUGACGACCGGUUAUUGUUGACUGUAGAGGACUCAUCCCGUGAGGCUG